GCGGCGGUGGCGGCGGCGGCGGCGGCGUUGGCGGCGGUGAGCGCGGGCGCGGGCGGCGGCGCCUGGGGCGGCGCGGGUGCGACCGCCGUUGGGCUGCCGCGCCCUCCUCGCCCUCCGCGCCGGGCUCGGGGACGCCGCGCCGGGGAGGCCGGGCGCCCGGGCACAUCGCGUCAGAGCGUCAGGUACUUUGUGCCAAAUCAUUACCACUUGCCACAUGAGUCUGGAUCAUGACGGGUGCCAAGUAUGUCCUCUGCAGAUGGAAAAACCGAUUAUGGCCUGCAAAGGUCUUGGCCGGAACUGAGGAGUCAGCCAAAAAUAAGGGAAAAAAGGGAUUUUUUCUAAACGUUCAGAUACUUUCCCUGGACAAAAAAAUUAAGGUGAAAAGCAUGGAGGCCAAGAUCCUGAAGAAGUCUCACAUUGAAGACAUUGCUUCCUUGUUAGCGUCGCAGGACAAGGUUCCCACUCCGCCCAUGGAGGAGCUGGCCUACAGGCGGUCGCUCCGCGUGGCUCUGGAUGUUCUGAACGAGAGGACAUGUCCGCGUCCAGAAAGAUCUUCCAGGGAAGAGAAGACCACUCAGUCUCUAAGAGCGAAGCCCACGGAACCGGCCUCCUCGCUCUGCGACCCCAGCCCUUCGCCUCUGCUCCACGAAGACACGUCGGGCCGUCCCGGACCCACGAGGAGGGAGCGUGUGCCCCGGAGGCUGUCCGGCCUGCCUGCUCCCAAGGAGGACCCUGAGUGCCAAGUGGACCGCAGGAAGGGGCUCGGGGGGAGCAGAGGCCCCCACGCCCCGGCCAUCUGCUCCGCUGGAGGGGGAUCCAGAAAACACCGGGUCAACCGGUCGGCGAACCGGACGACGGCUGCCAGUAAAAGGGGGAGGAACCCAGCACGGGGGCCCAGCUCGGGUCAGAGAGCGCCUCCGGCCUCAGCCCUGCGCUCGCCUCCCGGAGGCGGGGACCAGGGUCCCCUGGGUGGCCACCGCGCCAGGUGCCUGUGCCCAGACACGGCUCCGCACGGCCCCGCCCAGCUCGACCCCGCAGAGGAGACGGGAGGUGCCCGGCUGCCAGAGGAAGCCCGUCCGCCUUCUGAGGAGUCGGUGGAGCUGGGUGCGGUGCCCGCGCUCCUGGAGGAGGACGAGGAGGACGAGGAGGACGAGGAGCCCCCGCGGGUCCUCCUGUACCACGAACCACGGUCGUUUGAAGUAGGAAUGCUAGUGUGGCUUAAAUACCAAAAGUACCCCUUCUGGCCGGCAGUGGUCAAGAGCGUCAAGCGAAGAGAGAAGAAGGCGAGCGUGCUGUUCAUCGAGGGAAACAUGGACCCCCGAGGGAAAGGCUUCACGGUGUCUCUCCGUCGCUUGAAGCACUUUGACUGUAAAGAGAAGCAGACGCUGCUGGACGUGGCCAAGGAGGACUUUGACCAGGCCAUCGGCUGGUGUGUCUCUCUCAUCACCGACUACAGGGUCCGGCUUGGCUGCGGCUCCUUCGCCGGCUCGUUCCUGGAAUACUACGCGGCUGACAUAAGCUACCCCGUCCGCAAGUCCAUCCAGCAGGACGUCCAGGGGACCAGGUUCCCUCAGCUGAGCCGGGGGGACCCGGAGGAGCCCUCGGCGGGGAGCCCGCAGGGCCGGAGGGCGGCCUGCAGGAAGGUCCUCCCUGACCGGUCGCGGGCCGCCCGGGACCGAGCCAACCAGAAGCUGGUGGAGUACAUCGUGAAGGCCCGGGGCGCUGAGGGCCACCUGCGGGCCAUCCUGAGGAACAGGAAGCCGUCCAGGUGGCUGGAGACGUUCCUGAGCUCAGGUCCGUACAUGACCUGCGUGGAGACGUACCUGGAGGAUGAGGAGCAGCUGGACCUGGUGGUGAAGUACCUGCAGGGCGUGUGCCAGCAGGCGGGCGGCAGGCUGCUGGCCCGUGGGCGCGGGGACCGCAUCCGCUUCAUCCUGGACGUGCUCCUGCCCGAGGCCAUCAUCUGCGCCAUCUCCGCGGUGGACGCCGUGGACUACAAGACGGCCGAGGAGAAGUACAUUCGAGGCCCGUCGCUCAGCUACCGGGAAAAACAAAUAUUUGACAACCAGCUCCUAGAAGAGAGGAGUCGGCGAUGCUGAGGCCUGUGGAGGCAGUGCCCUGCGCCUGUGCUCUGGAGGACGGGGCAGGGGCGUCUGCCUCCCUGUCUGCGGCUUCUGUUCUCCUGGCUCUUGGGGAAGGUACAGUUCCACCAAAGGCUUUGAAAGGACAGCAGAAACACAUUUUUUUUUUUUCUACUUCACGUCAUUACCUGUGACUACACUAUGUAGAUUCAUAGACGGUGCACGUUUGUUUUCUGUGUUGAAAAGCACUGUACCCGACGUUAAACCGCAGCUUGAAAGACUCUGAUGCGGAUGUUCGGCUCCCGGAAUAUCAGUGUGUUUUUCCGUUUGUUUUCCUCCGUUGUGUGGUUCCUCUUACGACAGCUUCUGAGUUUGCUGUGCCUCUGCUUUGUAUUUUUGAGGAAACCCAUUUGUAAGAGGCAUGACCGGAGACCCGCUGCCUUCCCGGGCUCUAGGCUCUGCUGGGACUCAGGCAGGAGAGCAGACGGACCGGGAAUCUUUCUGGCCUCUUUCCACUCAGUCUCCCGUGGGUUUCCCUGCCCGCCCGUGUCACGGCCCAUGGGGCUGUGACCACCCGCAGGGCAGCUGCUCCCGCCGACCCAGCAUGGCUGAGGUCACUGCAUGCACGGCCUGGGCCAGCGGGUCACGGCCUGGUGCCCCUGGAAAUCUGCCCUUUGUCUGGAAGCCCAAAGCACAGGUGGGUCCCCCCGAUGCGUGAGGGUCUCAGGCUCGGGCCCCACCUUUAGAGACAGUUGUGUGAAGGCCUGGUACUCGACGCGGUCACAGAAACUUCUUUCCAUCCACACACAGUGCAUUAUUUAUUCUAAGCUGAUGGGAGGCCGCCGUGGAAGGAGGCCACCAAGUCCCCGCUGUGACGGCUGCAUCCUGGUGUCUGAGGACAGACGGGCCUCCCUGGAGCCGGUACCGGCCCACGGCCGCCACACAGGGUGCUUGAGGAAAGGCUCUCGCAGGGGACGGGGGGCACGGACCCUGACCCUGACCGGAGGCUGGGUCCCGGCGGGAAGGAGGUGCAGUGAUCACCUCGGGGGGUGGCGGGGGCGUCUCUGCUGGUUUUGUGGCAACCCCGGAGGUCCUGCUGAGCUGCGGCCAGAGCGGCCUGGGCUUGGGAGGACGGCCCUGCCAGCGUCUCCACUGUGGCCUCGCUCCCUUCUAGGAAGGUGGGCUGACAGCGAGCCUCCUUGAAGUGGGUCAGGGUGGAGAGAGGACGCUCUUGUGGGCGCCUGAGGCAUCCACGUGGACUAUCCCGUUACUGUGAGGUGUUUUUAUACAUUUGUGUUCUGAGCUCUGCUUGUGUGGAAUUGAACUACUCAGACUGGAAUUAAACGCCAUUUUG
Hippopotamus amphibius kiboko is the source of this 3435-nucleotide messenger RNA. RefSeq names its product PWWP domain containing 3A, DNA repair factor (gene PWWP3A). Gene Ontology annotation, cellular component: nucleus; cytosol. The transcript is spliced from 14 exons. The coding region runs from base 228 to 2099 and encodes 623 amino acids. Gene Ontology annotation, molecular function: nucleosome binding. NCBI's taxonomy places the organism in Eukaryota, Metazoa, Chordata, Mammalia, Artiodactyla, Hippopotamidae. The record is from RefSeq and is a predicted model, not a curated record. Gene Ontology annotation, biological process: DNA repair; chromatin organization.